Penicillium hordei is the source of this 915-nucleotide messenger RNA. RefSeq names its product methyltransferase tpcM (gene tpcM). The transcript has a single exon. Lineage: Eukaryota; Fungi; Ascomycota; Eurotiomycetes; Eurotiales; Aspergillaceae. Gene Ontology annotation, molecular function: S-adenosylmethionine-dependent methyltransferase activity. The record is from RefSeq and is a predicted model, not a curated record. Bases 1 to 915 code for a protein of 304 amino acids.
AUGAAUCUUGAUACCAAGAUCUUCGCUCAAGAUAAAGAGUUCUGGAACAACUAUCUCAAAGGCCGCCCUCAAGCCCCCGAGUCGUUCUUCAACCGCAUUUUUAAUUAUCAUGAAUCCCACGGCGGAGUCUUCGGAACUGUCCACGAUGCCGGAGCAGGAAACGGGCCAUACUCUCAAAAGUUACGCUCUCGCUUCCAACAUGUCAUCGUUUCCGACAUUGUGGCCAAGAAUGUUGGGCUAGCUGAGGAUCGUCUCGGAACAGACGGAUUCAGCUACCGCACAGCCAAGGUUGAGGAGGUGGAUGAUAUACUGCCUGGUAGUGUGGACAUGGUAUUCGCGACAAAUGUGAUGCAUUUCCCCGAUCAGCAGGUGGCAAUGGCCGCCAUCGCCCAGCAGCUGAAAGCCGGCGGAACAUUUGCCUGUGGAUCAUUCGGGCCUGCCCGAUUUUACGAUGCCAAAUUACAGGAUCUAUGGCAGCGGAUCAGUCACGAAGGGGGUCGACAAUUGUUGAAAAAACCGGGCAUCAGCAGCUCCGACACAAUUCGUGUCCUGGCGCGCACUGGUGACGCCAAUAUGGCACCUUUGGAUCCGGAAGUAUUCGUCUCUGGUGCUCAGAGAGUACAUCUCAACUUCAGAAGUGGGGGAAUUACUGGGCUGCUGCCUCCGGAGGCUUAUCGUAAGACGGAGCCCAAUUUCACGGGUCCCGAUGACGAGGUGCUUUUCGAAGACGAAGAGGGAUGGAGCUUCGAAAAGGAUUUGGAUGGGAUCAAAGAGCAUUUCUGCUCAUUCCCCUUUGUGGCCGAAAAUUUGGCUGUCCUCGCGGGUCUUUUUGCAGAGUUGGAUGAACUACUGGGAGAUGGACGUGUGGUGCGUGGGUAUUUCCCUGCACAAAUUAUCUUGGCUACCCGGCGUUAA